AGCAAAAUGCAGUCCACGGAGAGCAAUCAAAUCUAUCGCCACAAGAAAUUUGAUUUUGGGCGAUCCUCGGCAGACAAAACCGAUCUGCUCCUAAAGGAAGAGCUCAUCUCCCGCACUGGAACGCCCUACAGCAGUCGCAGCGCUUACGAUGAGUGGGAGGAGGAGGAGCACAGCACCAGCCGCUGUUCCAGCGAGUAUGGAAGCACCUAUCUGCCGCUGGCCAAGCGCCGACGCCUGGACACAUCGACCACAGCAUCCUCAACCGCAUCCUCCUCGCACUCUCUGACCUCGAUCAGCGCGGCCGCUCUGCAAAACAUCUGCAAAUAUCACGGAAACAUGGUGCGGAAGUUUCCCAAGAAGGAGCGCACGCCCAAGGAUCAGGAGCGGCGGAACAAGAACACCAUUGCCUGCCGCAUGAGUCGCCGCGUGAAAAAACUCGAGCAUUUGGCCAUCGAGGAGCAGUACAACGAGUUCUCCAGCCAGCAUCUCAAAAUUGCCGAGCAGAGCAUGCGAGCCUGUGUGUAUCUGAAUCACCUCCAGCAGCUGGUCCAGCAGGAGUCCAAGGAAACGAAAGGCCCAGCAACAACACCUAAGCCGCCGCAGAAGGUUCCAAUGGCUGCGAAGAACUUCAGCAUCGAAUAUCUGAUCGGAGCGAUGCAACGGGAGCAGUGCAGCUACUCCGAGGCCACUCCCGCCUUAAUCACUGUGUGAUUACAUUACUUGAUUUAAGUAUUAGCUUAAAGCUUGUUUUAAGUGUUAUUUUGUAAGUUUCUUCAAGAAAUGAAUACGUUUGAAAUUAGGGACUUAGUUUUUUAGGAUCUUAGCCAUAAACCCCUUACUAUCUGAUUAUGAUUCGAUAUGAGUAGAACCCAUAUAUAGUAAUAAUGGACUUGUAUUACUUGCAGCAACGUUUCUUUAAGAGAUAAAAAUUCUGAUCCAUGAUACUUGGCUUUAUUAUUAAUCCUUUUUAGGAGCACACUCGUACUUAUAUGUCAUCGGGUUGAGCCGCAAUCUGUCCAUACCGACCGGUGGCAUAGAUCUUCUUCUC
This is a messenger RNA of Drosophila obscura, 1048 nucleotides long. Its product is annotated as protein Mabiki. The coding region runs from base 7 to 711 and encodes 234 amino acids. The transcript has a single exon. Lineage: Eukaryota; Metazoa; Arthropoda; Insecta; Diptera; Drosophilidae. The record is from RefSeq and is a predicted model, not a curated record.